This is a messenger RNA of Plenodomus lingam JN3, 498 nucleotides long. RefSeq lists its product as uncharacterized. The record is from RefSeq and is a predicted model, not a curated record. Gene Ontology annotation, cellular component: membrane. NCBI's taxonomy places the organism in Eukaryota, Fungi, Ascomycota, Dothideomycetes, Pleosporales, Leptosphaeriaceae.
AUGACCUAUCUCGGUAACCUUCUGGACUUUUAUAAAUGCAUAAUCCAAAGUGGCGCGGGCAUCUUCGUCUGCGAAUGUGGGUGGGAUGGAAUUAGCAGCCAGCUAGCCAAUGUUCAUGCCACACGUUCUGCUGCAGUGUGCCACAGCGCCGGCAACCGCACUUCCAAGAUGGAAGCAGCUCCCAAAGCCCUGCUUGACUGGAUCGCCGAACACCCCUACCAAACCUUCUUUCACGUCGUCAACGGCGUCGUGCUCCUCACACCCGCUGCAGCUACUGUCCCCAUCUUCAGCGCACUGGGUCUAAGCGCUGGAGGCCCUGUUGCUGGCUCUGCGGCGGCUUCCAUCAUGAGCUACUUCAGCUAUGUACCUGCGGGCGGCGUAUAUGCCAUGGCACAGAGUGCAGCCAUGGGAGGAUAUGGCGCGAGCAUUGCGGCUGGUGCGGCGCAGGCUGGCGCUCUGGCUUCGUCGGUCGCGGCGUGGAUGCUUGGACGUGGCUAG